AUGGUUCAUAUUGAGAAGAAUUGUAGGGUCAAGCAGAACCAAUCACAACAAAACCAUAUGCAGCAGGAAAAUUUUACUGAAGAGUCAGAAAAGAAAGAAGAAAUCUUGUUUAUGGCUUCUCAGGAAGAAAACACAACCAAUAAAUCCACAUGGUUCAUAGAUAGUGGAUGUACGAGUCAUAUGUCACACAAUGAGCUUCUGUUUCACACAGUUGACAAGUCAAUUAGGACUAAAGUCAGGAUGGGAGACGCUGAAACGGUAGAAGCACAUGGGAAGGGUUCAGUUGCCUUUCAGACAAUACAAGGUACAAAAUUUAUACAUGAUGUGUUGUAUGUUCCUUGUUUAGCAUGUAAUCUAUUAAGUGUUUCUCAAAUGAUGUCGAAAGGGUAUUCCUUAUUUUUUAAGGGCAAGCAUUGUUUGGUGUUUGACUCUGAAGAUAGUUUGGUUGCUAAAGUAAGAAUGGUGAAUAAAAUCUUUCCUUUAGACGGGAAUCUUGAUAGUGCCAAUUUUGCUAGUUUGGAUGAGUCAUGGUUGUGGCACAAAAGAUACUGGCAUUUUAACUAUGCUACUUUAAAGUCUAUAUAUGAAGGGCUUGACUAA
This is a messenger RNA of Lycium barbarum (goji berry), 600 nucleotides long. RefSeq lists its product as uncharacterized. The transcript has a single exon. The record is from RefSeq and is a predicted model, not a curated record. NCBI's taxonomy places the organism in Eukaryota, Viridiplantae, Streptophyta, Magnoliopsida, Solanales, Solanaceae. The coding region runs from base 1 to 600 and encodes 199 amino acids.